GCAGAUUCCACGGCCUCCAACCACAGCGCUGGGGCGAAGCAGGCGGCGUGGCGAGGCGUCGCAGGGAGGCACUACGCGGGCGCCUCCUUGCGCGUCCUAGCCGCUUUCCUCCAUGCCUUGUGCUUGCCCUCUCCUCGCCUCGCCACGCGCACGUUGGUGCCAUGCGCCUUCAUCUCGGUGCAACGGCCAGGGCAGCGUCGUGUGCUGCGACUGUUCCCGCGCCGCCAUCGGGCUGCCGUUGACGGCCGCAGGUGGCACACGAGGAGGUCGCACGCCUGUCUGCCGCCCAGAUGCUGCAGCGGGCAGCAGCCUGCGACGCUCUGCCUCUUUCCCUUGGCCUCGCCGCUGCUCAACCUCCGUCGCGCAGCAGGCAGACCGAGCAGAGGCGCUUGACAAGCUCGCUGAGACUGCCAUGCUGCUCUGCACCCUUGCGUCGGCUCGCGGCUGCGCUCGGCACCCUGUCUCACAGCUUGGCGCGAGAGCGAGGAGCGCAAGCGAGUCUGAGUCAGCGCGCGCAUCUGCGCGAAGCGCUCGAGCGUCGCCGUCUCUGCCGUGCUCUGCACCCUUACGCUGACUCGGCUCAGACUAAUGUGGGCCCGACGGCAUGUGCCGUGGCGCCGAGUUGAGC
Messenger RNA from Tilletiopsis washingtonensis, 628 nucleotides. RefSeq lists its product as hypothetical. The transcript has a single exon. The record is from RefSeq and is a predicted model, not a curated record. Lineage: Eukaryota; Fungi; Basidiomycota; Exobasidiomycetes; Entylomatales. Bases 291 to 626 code for a protein of 111 amino acids.